UCUCUCUCUCUCUCUCUCACAUGCGCUGCAUGUAGGGCUAGACCAGUUCAUAUGUGGUGGUGACGGCUGGAGGCAUAGAGGACUAGCGGCUACACCUCUCGCUCUCUGCUUCUCUCUUAUUUCCGUCCUCCUCCUCUGCUUUCCUGCAGAGUCGUGGUGGCGGACGACUCAGCGUGUGCGUCUGCCUGCCCUUUGGCGGAAAGUCACCCACUGGGAAUCUACUGAAUCAAAUUAUUUUCAUCCCUUCGCUGGCGUUCAUAUCUUUGGGACUCUGGGGGGGGAGGAAUUUUUAAAAGGUGAUUUGGUGUCGGGUUUCUCUGGAAGUAGGAGGUAGCGGGCUGACAUGGCACACGCUGCAGCCCACAUUAAGAAGGCCAGGGUGGAGCUGGUGGAGCAGCAGGGACCUGACCUGAAGGCUCUGGAAAAAGCCCGCCAGAGGAGGAUUCGCUCCCGCGAACGGGCAGAGCGCAAACGCAAGUCGGACAGCAACACCAGCUUCUUACGAGCGGCAAGGGCGGGGAACAUCGACAAGGUUCUGGAGUACCUGAAGGGGGGAGUGGACAUAGGCACCUGUAAUCAGAAUGGGCUCAACGCGUUGCACCUGGCAGCUAAGGAGGGCCACGUGGAGCUGGUCCAGGAGCUGCUGGAGAGAGGCUCAGCUGUGGACUCGGCCACAAAGAAAGGGAACACAGCCCUCCACAUUGCCUCUCUGGCCGGACAGGCCGAGGUGGUGAAGAUACUGGUGAAGCGCGGCGCAGAAAUCAACUCUCAGUCUCAGAAUGGCUUCACCCCUCUGUACAUGGCUGCUCAGGAGAACCAUAUGGACGUGGUGCGUUACCUACUGGAGAAUGGAGGUAACCAGAGCACCGCUACAGAGGAUGGCUUCACCCCACUGGCCAUCGCGCUGCAGCAGGGCCACAACCAGGUGGUGUCUGUCCUGCUGGAGAACGACACCAAGGGCAAGGUGCGGCUGCCCGCCCUGCACAUCGCCGCCCGCAAGGACGACACCAAGUCUGCCGCGCUGCUCCUCCAGAACGACCACAACGCCGACGUGCAGUCCAAGAUGAUGGUCAAUAGGACUACGGAGAAUGGAAAGAGUGGAUUCACGCCACUUCAUAUUGCUGCCCACUAUGGAAACGUGAACGUGGCCACACUACUGCUAAAUCGUGGGGCAGCUGUGGACUUUACAGCUAGGAAUGGGAUCACGCCCCUCCACGUGGCCUCUAAGCGUGGCAACGCUAACAUGGUGCGCCUCCUACUGGACAGGGGGUCUCAGAUCGACGCCAAGACUAGAGACGGCCUCACACCUCUACACUGCGCGGCCAGGAGUGGACAUGACCCUGCAGUGGAGCUACUGCUGGAGAGAGGAGCACCCAUGCUGGCCAGGACCAAGAACGGUCUGUCUCCUCUCCACAUGUCAGCUCAAGGCGACCAUGUUGAGUGCGUCAAGCACCUGCUGCAGCACAAGGCGCCUGUUGAUGAUGUCACACUGGACUACCUGACGGCGCUGCACGUCGCCGCCCACUGCGGUCACUACAGAGUCACCAAGCUGCUGCUGGACAAGAGGGCAAACCCCAACGCUAGAGCACUGAAUGGCUUCACCCCGCUGCACAUUGCCUGUAAGAAGAACAGAGUGAAGGUGAUGGAGCUGCUGGUCAAGUAUGGAGCUUUCAUCCAAGCCAUCACAGAGUCUGGCCUGACUCCCAUCCACGUUGCAGCCUUCAUGGGUCACCUCAACAUUGUCCUGCUGCUGCUACAGAACGGCGCCUCGCCGGACGUCUGCAACAUUCGCGGGGAGACGGCCCUACACAUGGCAGCCAGGGCAGGACAGGUGGAGGCGGUUCGCUGCCUGCUGAGGAACGGCGCCCUGGUGGACGCCAGAGCCAGGGAGGACCAGACUCCCCUCCACAUCGCGUCUCGCCUGGGGAAGACUGAGAUAGUUCAGCUGCUACUGCAGCAUAUGGCCCACCCUGACGCCUCCACGACUAACGGAUACACACCCUUACACAUCUCAGCCAGGGAGGGACAGGUGGACGUGGCUUCAGUACUGCUGGAGGCGGGCGCCUCACACUCGCUGGCUACCAAGAAAGGAUUCACUCCGCUGCAUGUGGCGUCCAAGUACGGAAGCCUGGAUGUGACCAAACUUCUCCUGCAGAAAAGAGCCCCUCCCGAUUCUGCUGGGAAGAAUGGCCUCACGCCUCUCCAUGUCGCUGCGCAUUACGAUAACCAGAAGGUGGCGCUCCUGCUUUUGGACAAAGGGGCCUCGCCCCACGCCACGGCCAAGAAUGGCUACACUCCCCUCCACAUUGCGGCGAAGAAGAACCAGAUGGACAUAGCGGUGGUGCUGCUGCAGUACGGGGCCGAGACCAACAUCCUGACCAAGCAGGGGGUCACCCCCCUACACCUGGCCUCACAGGAGGGACACGCUGACAUGGCCGCCCUGCUCAUGGAGAAGGGGACUCAAGUCAACGUCCCCACCAAGAGUGGCCUCACCCCACUCCAUCUGGCUGCCCAGGAGGACAAGGUGGCUGUGGGUGAGAUACUGGCUAAACAUGGAGCCAACCUGGACCAGCAAACUAAGUUGGGUUACACUCCUCUGAUCGUAGCGUGUCACUAUGGCAAUGCCAAGAUGGUCAACUUCCUCUUACAGAAUGGUGCUAGUGUCAAUGCCAAAACCAAGAAUGGAUACACUCCCCUCCACCAAGCAGCACAGCAAGGAAACACACACAUCAUCAAUCUACUGCUGCAGAAUGGAGCUAAGCCCAACAACAUCACUGCGAAUGGUAACACAGCUCUGGCCAUCGCCCGACGACUUGGCUACAUCUCGGUGGUGGACACACUCAAGGUUGUCACCGAGGAGAUCAUUACCUCGACAACCACGGUGACAGAGAAACACAAGUUGAACGUCCCUGAGACUAUGACUGAAGUCCUAGAUGUCUCUGAUGAGGAGGGCAGUGGUUAUGCUAUUGACACAGGAACAUCUCUAUCAGCCUACAGUGACGACACGAUGACAGGGGACGGAGGGGAGUACUUGAGGGCAGAGGACCUGAGGGAACUGGGAGAUGACUCCUUGCCUGGACAGUACAUGGAUGGGAUGAACUACCUGCGCUUCAGUCUGGAGGGGGGACGCUCUGACAGUCGAAUGCAAAGUUUGGACAGGUCCUACACUCCCAGUCACCACGGUUACUACUCUCCAAAACACGAAAGCAUGAUAGAGGAGAUGCUCACCAGCCACAACGUGUCGUCUCUUGCCAGGGAAAAUGAAAAGGACUCGUAUCGUCUGAGCUGGGGCACAGAAAAUCUGGACAAUGUGGCACUGUCCUCCAGCCCCAUCCACUCUGGCCAUUCCUCUCCGUGCCAUGAUCAUGGCGACAGCAGCUUCCUGGUUAGCUUCAUGGUGGAUGCCAGGGGAGGAGCCAUGCGGGGUUGCCGUCACAACGGCCUGCGCAUCAUUAUCCCGCCGCGGAAGUGCAGCGCGCCCACGCGGGUGACCUGCCGCCUGGUGAAGAGGCACCGCCUGGCCACCAUGCCCCCCAUGGUGGAAGGAGAGGGCCUGGCCAGCAGGCUGAUCGAGGUGGGGCCCGUCGGAGCCCAGUUCCUCGGUAAACUGCACCUUCCCACUGCCCCACCCCCUCUUAACGAGGGUGAGAGCCUCGUUAGCCGCAUCCUGCAGCUCGGGCCACCCGGGACAAAAUUCCUUGGGCCUGUAGUCGUGGAGAUCCCUCACUUCGCUGCCCUGAGGGGGAAGGAGAGGGAGCUGGUGAUCAUGAGGAGUGAGACAGGAGAGAGCUGGAAGGAGCACCACUGUGAACACACCGAGGAGGAGCUCAACCAGAUCCUCAACGGCAUGGACGAGGAACUGGACCCUCCAGAGGAGCUGGAGAAGAAGCGUAUCUGCCGCAUCAUCACCAGAGACUUCCCCCAGUACUUUGCGGUGGUGUCCCGGGUCAAACAGGACAGUAACCUGAUCGGUCCAGACGGGGGCAUCCUCAGCAGCACGGUGGUGCCUACGGUCCAGGCAGUCUUCCCAGAGGGAGCCCUCACCAAGAGGAUCAAAGUGGGACUACAGGCUCAGCCAAUGAACGUGGACGUGGUGAAGAAGCUCCUGGGGAACAAGGCUACAUUCAGCCCCAUCGUGACCCUGGAGCCCCGGAGGAGGAAGUUCCAUAAACCCAUAACCAUGACCAUCCCCAUCCCCAAGAGUAACACUGACCCAGUGGUCAACGGCUUCGGAGGGGACCAGCCCACCCUGCGCCUGCUCUGUAGUAUUACAGGUGGAACGACGCCAGCCCAAUGGGAGGACAUUACAGGAACCACGCCCCUAACGUUCAUCAACGACUGUGUCUCCUUCACGACCAAUGUAUCGGCCAGGUUCUGGCUGAUAGACUGUCGGCAGGUGCAGGAGUCAGUAAACUUCUCCAGCUCGGUCUACAGGGAGAUCAUCUGUGUUCCGUACAUGGCCAAGUUCGUCAUCUUCGCCAAGACCCACGACCCCAUUGAAGCGCGGCUCCGCUGCUUCUGUAUGACUGACGACAAGAUGGACAAGACCCUCGAGCAACAGGAGAACUUCACAGAGGUGGCCAGGAGCAGAGACGUAGAGGUCCUGGAGGGUAAACCCAUCUAUGCAGACUGCUUUGGCAAUCUGGUCCCUCUCACCAAGAGUGGCCAGCACCAUCUCUUCAGCUUCUUUGCCUUCAAAGAGAACAGGCUGGCACUCUUCAUCAAGAUCCGAGACAACACUCAGGAUCCGUGUGGCCGUCUGUCCUUUAUGAAAGAACCCAGGUCUUAUAGAAGUCUGGCCCACAACGCCAUAUGCAACCUGAACAUCACACUACCAUCCUACUCAAAGGAAUCUGAUUCAGACCAAGAGGCUGAGGAAGAGAUCAGCAGGAAUCUCGAGAAAUAUGACGAAGACACUACGUCGACGGAGACUACGGUCCGGAAGGGAGAUUUGAUCCGAGAUUCUACGGCUCUGGCCAGUCCGGACCUCCUCUCCGAUGUGUCUGAGAUGAAACAAGACCUGAUCAAAAUGACCGCCAUCCUAACCACGGAUUCUACAGACAAAUCCAGAUCCAUGGAAGGGAGCGGUCUGGAAAAAGGGGCUGAUGAGGUUCAGGGCGAGCCGUUUGAAAUCAUGGAGAAGGUCAAAGAGGAUUUGGAGAAAGUGGGCAAGAUACUUAGGAGCGGAACAUAUGAGGGUGAGGUGGCAAAGGAGGCGGCAAGAGCAGCCAGAAUGAAAGAAGAGUGGGUCCUCCUCUCAGACUGUGAGAUAGAAGAGGCCAAACAUAUGGCUGCCUUGGAACCCCAGGAACCAGUACUACGUGAAGUCAGAGUCAACAGAGGGAUUCCCAGACCUAAAGCAAUCAAAGAUGUGUCUGGGAUGGUCAAACACCUGAGUGGUGAACUCAAAGAAUAUCUCCUGGAUGUACCCGAGGGCACCAGUACAACAGCCCAGGAGAAAGAGGUCCAAGAGAAAUUCACAGAGGUAGUCCUGCGCAAAGGCGCAAAAAGAACCAUGACAACAACAAAAACAACAACAACAACUACAACAACAAAGAAAGACAUCAAAAUUCCUGCUUUUGACCUACAAAAGCCAGUCCGGAGGAAAGGAAAGGACCAGGAACAGGUGGAAAAAUGUACCGAUGGGGAUGUUCUCCUUAGCGUACCCAAAGACCCUAAACCAGUGUCACCUGUGUCCCCAGUAGUAGAGGAGACCCCCAUUGGAUCCAUAAAAGACAAAGUCAAAGCCCUUCAGCAGAAAGUGGAGGCUGAGCGAAAGGGCCAAAAGCCAACUAGCACCAAGCCUUCAAAUGUUGCUGUGGAGAGCAAAAUUCCACAAAAGGCAAAAGAAUCCAUCCCGAAACAAAGCCCCGCAAAACAGGGCACCGCUAAACAGGGUCCACUUAAGUCCCCCAAAACUGAGUCUGAGAAGCUGGAGGAGACCAUGUCAGUAAGGGAGCUCAUGCGAUCCUUCCAAAAGGGGCAGGACCCCUCAAAGAGAAAGUCUGGACUUUUCGAGCUCAAAACCGUCUCUUCUGAGCAUGAAACAACAGAAUCAGAAUCACAGCCCACUCAGUCCAAAUCCACCAUCAAAGCCACAUCAACCUGUUACGAACGGGAAGUGUCACUGGACGCCAUACCUGGCAAGCACCACACAGAGAGAGACAAGCAAAUUAACCCACCCCGAAAGCACUCCAAAGAUUUUGGUGUUGAAAUCAAGGCAGAGCUUGAGGACAACCCAGAGUACCAACAGUUUAGGCCGAUCUCUGUAGAUGGUAGUCCUGCUGCUCAGUCAUACUUAACUGAAACCAUAGAGUUUCCGUUUUCUGCCCUCGAUGAUAGCUCUGAUAGUUUAAAACAUGAGGGCGUGGCAGACUCUCCCAGUGCCAGCCUGGGUGAUUUUAGUCCUCCUCACCUGAGCUCAGAGGAUAGCCUCAAACACCAGGGCUUAGCAACUCCUGGAACAAGCCCUGACAGUCUCUCUCUCUCUCCCAAAAAUGCUGACCAGUCCACUAAAAACUCAACAGCUGUAACUAUAGCUGUCGAAGAUGACAAGAAAAGUAAGGAUAAGUCUGGAGACUCCGGUGUGGGGACCAUUGAUGACCAGCCAUCAAAUGAAAUAACCCUCCCUGUCUCGUCCAGCAAGGCUGCAGACGACCACACCACAAGUGAGUCCAUAACUUUUCAGAUGGUCGAGUCUAAGUCCUCUAAACCGAGAAAGCUUACAAAGAGAGUUUCUGAGACUUUAGAGAGCUUCCUAAGUGAUGACGAGAGCCCUGAUGACAAGCUAGUCUCAGCCUUAGCUGCUACAAUUGCUUCUAGUGCCUGUACCGAGCAUCAAGGAAGCUUAGAAUUGCCUUUAAGACAGCAAGACUCGGAUGCCCUCAGUCCUUUUGCCGACGACUCUUUGACCAUAAGCCACAGAGACUCUCUAGACGAAGGUAGUCCCCUCAUGGAAGACAACUCUUCCCAUAGGACCCCAGACUCUAUCGAGCCCAGCCCAACAAAGGAAUCCCCUUGUCGUGACUCCUUAGAGAGCAGCCCGGUAGAGCAAAAAAACUUCCCUCCCGCUCAGCCCAGUGGGUCCUCUAGCCACCCAGAGCCCUCCAAAGCCACAGACUACCCCCCAGACGUGUUGCGUAGUAGGCUACUCAGGGACCAGGAGGCUAGUGCUAAUGAUGAUGACAGUAUCGAGCAGACAUUGUCUCAGAUGGAAAGCUCUGGUAAGAGUCCUCUCUCCCCCGACACCCCUAGUUCUGAAGAGGUAAGUUAUGAGGUAAACCCUAAAACCCCCGACAACAUGUUCCUAUCUGUGGUGUCCACACCAGCUGUCAUAAACGAAGACUCAGGGGAAGAUGAUGAUGAGUCAGAAGCACAGAGGAAAUUCACUCCAGAGGAGGAGAUGUUUAAAAUGGCAGCCAAAAUAAAAACCUUUGAGGAAAUGGACCAGGAUGCCAGAACCAAAGAGAACUCUCGAAAAUAUAUCAGUGCCUCAGCAGAUGACGAAGCAGGGGACGAUAGCUUCAAAACAGUUGAACUAGAGUCCGCAAAUGAGACUGAGCUCACUGGGGCCAAAGAGACCUCAGAGUUAGCUCUUUCUGCUGAAUCCCUUAUUAAAGUACAACCUCCCUCUCCUUUUUCAGCAGGUGUGCAUGAAGGAGUCCACCACACAGAGGCCAAGAGUGUAGCUACAACGGCAGCAGUGGAGGGAACUCAGUCUGUCUCAGAGCAACAUGUCUCACAAUCAGUUCCUUCGCACAAAGACACGGAUGACAAAGACAGUUUAGCUCAAAUGGCUACCAUGUCUUCGAGCUCUGAGGGGGCUGCAAACAUAACCGACGAGCAGAAGGAGGAAAGCUUGAGGAACUCGAGGGGAAGCAAGGAGGAUGAUGGGGGAGAGAAAGAGGCAGAUACAGGCAGUCUGCAGACAUCUGCUGUAAAGGCUCCCUGCCAGGUAGAGAGUAAUAUAACUGAUGAAGUGAAAGGAGAUUACAGGGGGCACUCAGGAGCCCCUGAGGCAGAAACGUCCUCGACCAUCAUUAUCAGACAAGCAAGGGAAACGUUCAAACCUGAGAUCUGUAUCUAUGACGACACAGAGGAAGACGAUGAGGAAGAGGAACCUCCCAGAACCAAGUCGAAGGGCGUGACUGCCAGCGCGGAGGCAGACCCCUGGAGCGCCAUGCGUGAGGACGACGACGCUUUCGCGGCCCGUGUCAAAGAGGAAGAGCAGAAGAUCCUGGGUCUGAUGGUGGACCGGCAUUCCCAGGGGGAAACCCCAGACACCACCCCAGGAAGGAGCCCCACAGAGGAGAGCACGCCAACCAGCGAGCCCAAUCCUUUCCUCUUCCAAGAGGGGAAGCUCUUCGAGAUGACCCGGAGCGGAGCUAUUGACAUGACCAAACGGACCUAUGAGGACGAGGGCUUUGCCUUCUUCCAGAUAGGAGAGCAGCCUCUAGAGGAGGCGCUGUCUGAACAGGUCAGAGAAGAGCCAGGAGAUAGAGAAGCUACAUUAGAAAGUGAAGUGGGCCUCAACCUGACUCUGGAAAUAAAAGUGGAGGAAGAUGAGAAACAAGCAAAAGAUGCUCCAGAGGACGAUCAGACAGUUAGCGGGGCCGUAGCAACUUUGCCUUCUAAAUCAGACGCCUCUAAAUCUAGAAUCCCUAGAAUGGGUCUUUCCGCCUCAGCUAAGACCACUAAGAAAGACAAAGACUCAGUAUCCCCAGUAUCUCCUGAGGCUUUAGAAGUUAAACCAGAUACAAUUGUAGAGGAGACCCCCCUAGAGGUAGAAAAUAGUUAUUUAGACCCAAUGAUAGCUAAUGUUGAGACAGCAGUAACAACUGUCACUCGAUCGGUGUACCCUGAACAGGAGCAAGAGUCCUCGGACUCCUCUCCCGAGGAGCAGCAUUCGGUUAUAGAACUCCCCAAAACCAUGGAAAAGAUCACAACCCCAACUUCUAGUGAAAAAGUGAAAAAGAUCCCAACUAAAACCCCAGCUACGGCUCCAGCCAAGGCUGGCCCCCAAAGUCGAGCUAACACUUCUUCCUCCUCUACAUCCCCCUAUUCAGCUACUCCUAAAAAAGAAACCCCCUCUACAGAGUCAAAAUCAAGAAUACCUGUCAAAGGCAAGGCUAACCCUGUCAAGCCUGAGCCAUCAGUUAAACAUACUGAGUCUUCCCAGGACACAAAGCUAAAGUUCCCAGUUAAAAAGGACUCGAGGAGAAAGUCUGAGACAGAUGCAGGUCUCUCAGCAGUUACCAAAACCAAGACUUCGUCUUCCAAAGCCAAGAGCUUCUGUGAGGGAGACGAGACAUCUGCUGAAAAGGGCCAGGUUCGUCCCAUGAGCACUGAUUACUCCACCAAGCCAAAGUCAUGCUUCGGCUUCCAAUCCAGGCUGCCAGUUAGAGGCAAGCUUGGUCAGCCAUCACACACUUCCACCCCCGCCAAAAAGAAAAGCGAGCCACGCAAGAAGUCCAUAGAGUUUGUUAAUGAGAUUAGUGACGAAGCGGCAAAGCUGGUUGAGAGAUUGGCUCAGGCCGAGAAAGACAAAGAGCGUGAGGCUGCCACCGCUGCCAUCUCGGAUGACGAGAGCAGUGGCAUAGACCCCUCCGCCAUAGAGAGAGAGUCUUUUCCCGAAAUGCACUUCCCUACUUCCGGAGAUGUCUAUCCCAUUAGACCCCUGUGGGACGACCCUGUUGACACGCAGAUGCAACGAAUUCCCAACGAUACAAUCAGAAGACAAGUAGAUCCCCAGGAUGAAGCCGAGAGGAAAGAGGAACGAUUGGAAAUAAUAGCCGACCACCUGGGCUUCAGUUGGACGGAGCUGGCUCGAGAGCUGGAGUUCAGCGAGGAAAGGAUCAAUCUAAUAAGGAUUGAGAAUCCGAACUCACUACAGGAUCAAAGCCAUGCCCUGCUGAAGCUCUGGACUAACAGGGAUGGCAAACAUGCUACAGAAACUACAUUGAUCAAACGACUCACCAAGAUCAACAGGAUGGACAUUGUUCACCUCAUCGAAACCAAGAUAAUCAAGUCCACCCAGCAGGACACAUCGUCCCACACCUAUGCGGAGAUUGAGAGGACCAUUGCACUGGAUCACAGUGAAGGUUUUUCUGCCCUCCAUGAGGACAUAGACAGUCCCCGGCCAGGCAGGCGUACAGGCGGCACCCCCAGUGGGCCAGGGUCCAGGCAGGGGCCCUUCAUGGUGUCAGAGGAGGACCUCUCCUCCAGCAUGUCAUCACUGCACGAGACGUCAGGGCGGGUGGAGACAGACACAUCAGUAACAGGCCUCCUGAGACACGCCCAGAAGGAGAAGCUACAGAAAGAGGGUGAAACAACACAUUCUGUGGGCGGUACAUCACAGAGUGGAUCAGACAAGGCUGAGUCACUACACAUGGGCACUUUUAAACAAGCGGAUGAUCUGCCAGACAUCCCUCCGCAAACAGUGACAGAGGAACAGUACAUGGAUGAGCAUGGAAACCUGGUAGUCAAGAAGAUCACGCGGAAGGUGAUCCGUAAGUACUUCUCUCCAGACGGCGUGGAGAGAGAGGAGGUGACGGUGGAGGGAUCUCACCAGGAGAUGGUCAGUGUGGAGGAAGGAGACGGCUUCUCCAAGGUAGUGAAGAGGACUGUGGUCCGGAGCGAGGGAGAUCAGACCGAGUUGACCUUCUUGGAGCCCUUGGCCCUGGGGGCCACCACGGCCUCGGACUUCGAGUCAGAGCAGGUGCAGGGCCGAAAGGUCAGCAAGGUGGUCAAGACGACGGUGGUGAGGGGCGAGAGGAUGGAGAAGCAGACGGGUGACUCAACGCUGGCCGCAGACCUCCCCUCGGCCAAGGAGGACUUUGAGAAGGCGUUGAGUUAUGCUGGAGGCUUUGGAAAAAUCCAACUUCCUCAUUUAGUAGAGAAAGAGGUUGUGAAGGACGACGGUUCUGUGGUCAAAAGAACCCAGAUGCGUAAGUCUCGUACCCAGAAGAGGACUGUGGUGAAAGACGCCCAGGGUAAGCAUGUGCUCCUGGAGCGGCUGGACGACACCCCAGAGACCCUGCAACCCGAUGCCCUUCGGCAACACCUGCACCUGCUGCUCCAACGCUAUUGUGCCAAGGAGGAGGAGGAAGGAGAGAAAGAGGAGGAGAAGAGAAAGAAGAAGUGAUGGGCUGAUUUGAUUUGCUGGCUGAGUUGUUCUUCUUCCCUUUUGGCCCUGCCCCCCCAUGCUACAUAAGCCCCCUAUCCACAAAAAGCCUAUGAAGUCUUGUAAGCUCACCCCUGAUCUUUACCUUCCACACAGACAUCUCCCGCUAAAGACACUGGGUUGCGUUUUUGUUUUGUUUUUUUGUUUUUUCCCUUUUGUGGCAAAUAAUGGAACACUUUUUGUUUUUGUUAUUUGUGCUUUCACUUUUUUUUGGGUCGUUUUCCUUUUGACUUUUCCUGUUUUAUUUGGUAAUUCUGUGACCAAAGAUAGUAUCCCCUUUCUCGUCGGGUUACUUAGAAUAAUAUUUGGUCGUUAUCCUUUUUUGGGGGGAGGGGGGGGGGGGGGUUCUUCUAGUUUUUGGGCUGCUGUGGUACAAUAAACAACUACGCAAUCAAAAUGCAACAAAAAGAAAACAAAAAGGGAAAACGAAUAAAGAGGGGGCACCUCUGACAUUCGCCUCAUGCACAGGCAUCUUCCUAAAGGAAGGAUUGUAAACAUUUGUAAAUAAAGGAGAAGAAACAUGCUCGGACUGGGAGAAAACGAAAACGAACAGCAAUUCAAAAGCAUUUAUUACAUCCCCCCCACGGUACAUGCUGUACACGUACGUGCACCAAUCAAAAUCGCUCUUCUGCUCUGAGGUGAAGGGUCAUAACAAAGUUGAUCCUUUUCGCCCCACUAGGAGUCACUUGUCAGAAAGAGUUUUGGAAAGAUACUGUAAAAAUUGAGGAAAUUCCAUAUUCUUUCAUCUGAACCAACAUUUUACUGAAGCAAAUCACCCUCAUAUAACCCUGCACUACAGUUCUGUAGUGCUGCGCGAUUAAACGAAAUGUUGGUUAUUUUUUGUAUUUUAAACAACUAUUUGACGGUCGGUUCAAUUAUUUGAAUUCCAUUUAGUUUGGGUUUUGUCUGAGUUCAGUGUGCACAUUGCGCUGUAAUUUAUCUUGCAAUAAAUCAGAUCAUGCCUGAACUGUGCGAUGUAGUAGGGAGUUGUAGUUUCCAACAGGCCAACCUUCUUUCUAGGUUAGCAACGAAAACGUGAUAAUUAACUACAAUGACCAUAAUCCAUUGCACGGCUACUUGCCCGUUUCUUCACAAGGUAUCUCUACCAGAAAAUACCUGAUGUAAGUGAUUAAUACAGUAGUUGGUAUUCAGCAGUCAUAAAAGUAUGCCUUAUUUACUUUGAAGAACUACUAAAAUAGUGAUUUUGUCAGACAGAGAGAGAGAGAGAUGAUGACUUGGAAUGAAAUAAUAAAGUCAUCAAAUAAAACAAAUGUAAUAUACGCAACAAGUGAAAUAGUUUAUUAAAGCGUCAAUCAGCAGUAGAAACAAUUACAAAGUGUGUCCUCCCCAACCCUGUUUUGGUAAGAAGCUGAGGGAUGGGGCUGGAAAAAUGUAACCUCUCUCAAAUGCAUAGAUAGAAUUAUGGAUUCAAUAACUGACCAUCCAUGAUAAACACAUUUUUUUUCACCAUGUUUUGAGGCUAUAUAGUGCUUGUUUAAAUUGACAUUGUUUACAAACGUUGGAGUAAAACAAGCUUACAUUUUGGGUUCUGACAAGGUACGACAGUUGAACUAAGCUCAUGAGACAUUUAUAAGUUAUUAUUCUUCAAGAAUCAUUGGGUACAUAUCAGUGAUUUAUAAGUCCAAAAAUGAUUAUUGCCCCUUUAAAAGUAAAGUAACCUGAGAAACGGAUGGCUAAUAAGUGAUAAACUGUAAUUGGCAGUCACUACCGUCACGGGACAUUUUUUUAUGGUUUUAUUCUGUGUUGUCGCAGCAUUCAAACCACAUAAUGCAUAGUGCAUUUAAUGUUUCAAAAUGUAAAUUGAUAAUCGAACCGAAACGACCACAGAAUGCAAUAAUCGCUCAGCACUCCAGUUCUGUUUUACAAAGGUAGCUCAAGCUGUUUACGUGUGCGAUGUGUCUGCUUUUUUUGACCGGUCCUUUGACCACACACUUUCAGCCCCCACUCCCAUGUACUGUCAUUGUGUAUCUUUUCCUUCACACUAUAUCUAUCCCUCUCUGUUUCUGGCUUUCUGAUGUGUUCCUUCUGAGCAGUGCAUCAAGACUGCUGCCACCUCUGUGCGUGUGAACACAUGCGAAUGUGUGUUAGUUCAUAGAAUCCUCACUGACAUUGCGACCGGCCAUUUGCGAUCCGGAAUGUUUUUGUUUCUUGUCUUUCGUGUAUGAGCACUUAUCCGAAAUGACUGCACCUAUGGGUCAGAACACUAGGUACGUCUCCCCCCCCAAGCUUCAAUCGUGUUUGACAUCUCACCCCCUGUUCAUUUUACUCCAGUGGUACAUUACUCAUAUGAAUGUCAGUAGCUUUGAUUAAGCCUGUUAAGAUUGUACAAGUGAGGAUGGGGACAGAGAGAAACACCACAGAGACAGUGUGGUGUGGUUGUUUUGUUUUAUUUGCUGUUGAUUUCUUCUGUUGGUAUCAAAUGGUACCAAAUAAAUGGUGAUAAUCUCAAAAGAUUGGCACAUCUUGAUUUUGACAGAUUACUUUUGGUCUGAUCUGUGAUGGUACCGUGGAGAUGGAAUAUCCUUUAUGUAAAAAAAAAAAAAUUGGCUUUGUUUAAUUUUGAUCAGUAGAUAAACCCAAUAGAUAUGCUCUGAAUAUUGCUAGAGCCUUUUCAAAUGCAUUAUCUCACUCAGUGGAGUUUUCCUUAUUUAAUCUUGUCUGAGGGCAGCUAUGUGAUUGGUUGGAAGGCCUGGGGGAAGAGCGUGUGACAGGCGAGCGUCAAGUAAGAAAAGUUAGGGAGGUAAAUCAGCGGAUGGAUAGAUGGACGGACGUUAAACGCGGGUUGCGACACUCAAGGUCCCUGGUUUGAAUCCCCAUGCCUUGUUUUCUAACCUUACAUUCGAAAGUUUCUAACCUUCAUUUCGAAACUAACUUUCCUAUUUUACUUUCUAAUGUUAACUUCACAUUUCUUGCCUGCUAAUGUAUUUUGACUGGUGAGAUUGAGGGUUGGUGCCUUGGUGGCAGAGGAUGUAAAAGCCUAAACUUACUUCCCUCAGAAAAAGAUCCACUGUAAAAUACAGUGAUGUACAGAAAUGCAAUAUCAAUAUGAAUUUGGCUCCCCACAGACUGAACAGUUUUCUGGAGAUUACAUCUUUGUGUAUUUUCAUUUUGAUUCAGACUUUGAUUUCUAUAUUUAUUUAUUGACUUCCAUCCGUGCUCUUCCUCUCCUCGACUUUGCGGAGCCGUGAGUGUUUUAUGCGUGCGUUGGUGUGAGUGCGAUUUGAAGAUGCGAGUUGAGAUGAAACAAGGGAAUUGCAACUCUUUGACCUAUAAAUUGCCGGUGUACACAAGGCUUCACUUAAAUUCUGAAAUGGUCUGGAAACCAUGACUGAAACAAAUACAGAAACCUACAGAAACCAAAACAGAACCGACAUGGAUGUACUGUAGUCCUGGGCUGGCUGAAAUCAUUGUUGGUGUCAUUUGCAGUACGAACUAUAUCUAUGUAACAAUAUUACGGUUCCUCACUUUGUCAAUUUACUUUUUGUGAGAAAAAGUGAGAAAUAAAUUAAACAAAAGAAAUCUGUCAAACGUACCUUUGAUUAGAUGAAUCCGCAUCUUGUUUCCAUGGUGAUACUAUUAUACAUAUAUAUAAAUAUCUAUGAGGGCAUGUAUUAGUUAUGAAAUGAAUAAACAGGAAGAAAAAAACAGAAUUGCUAACAUGGCAUAGCAGCUACAGUCUGUACGUGGCAGAAAAUAAAAUUGUACAUGUGUCAAAUGUG
Oncorhynchus kisutch (coho salmon) is the source of this 14922-nucleotide messenger RNA. RefSeq names its product ankyrin-2. Lineage: Eukaryota; Metazoa; Chordata; Actinopteri; Salmoniformes; Salmonidae. Gene Ontology annotation, biological process: signal transduction. The coding region runs from base 344 to 11143 and encodes 3599 amino acids. The transcript has 51 exons. Gene Ontology annotation, molecular function: protein binding. The record is from RefSeq and is a predicted model, not a curated record.